Molecule: messenger RNA, 4439 nt
Organism: Cajanus cajan (pigeon pea)
Lineage: Eukaryota; Viridiplantae; Streptophyta; Magnoliopsida; Fabales; Fabaceae
Product: putative phospholipid-transporting ATPase 9
Biological process (GO): phospholipid translocation
Cellular component (GO): plasma membrane
Molecular function (GO): ATP binding; ATPase-coupled intramembrane lipid carrier activity; ATP hydrolysis activity
Source: RefSeq, a predicted model, not a curated record
UGUCAUAGGUUUCGAUUUCGUACCACAUUAUUGUCAUAUAAAAAAAAUGUUUUCUUUUUUUCUUUUUUUUUUAAUUAAAUUAACUUGUCAUGAAGUUUGUUACGAGAAAUUGAGAGUGAGAGAAAGAGACACUUAUACUCGCUCAGUUUUCCACCAUUGACACAUGCUUCAUUCAUAGCUUUCCCGCGAAAUUGAAGAGAGAGAGAGAGAGAGAGAAGAGGCUGAGGCUGUGCUGGUGCACGUUCGUUUUCCGUGGAAAUUCGUGCCAACAUUUUCCGUUUCAUUUUUUCUUAGAAAGAGAAAAGGUUUUGUCAUGGCACUGAGCUUUCUGGAAAAAUCUAGGCCAAUUUGAAUUGGUCACGCUGGGAUAGGGAAAAUGAAAUGCUUGUCUCUUUCAGAGUCCAAAUGUGAGAUCUAAUAAUUGAAGUCUCUGUGCAAAGUUUCUUCUUCUUCUUCUUCUUGAGACACCGUUUCAGAGAGCUUUAAAUCUGCAGAUUUGUUUUUUAUUAUUCCUUUCUCUUGGUUCUUGUCUGUGCUUCCCCAAUAAUUUCUGGUGUUUUAGGCUCACUGGGGCGUGUCUUCUUCUGGGUUUUCAUUGUAGAUUUCACAUUGGUUGUUCACUAAACUGUACAGAUAGCAGGCCUGGUUGUGUCUAUCGCAUGUUUUGUCUCCACCUGUAUCAUCAUUUUCUUCAACCGUUUGCUCUCCAAGUUCCUCUAGCUGUCCCUUUUUUUAUUUUAUUUUAUUUUUUAAUUUCUCUCUCUCUCAAUUAUUAGUUUUUUAUUUUAUUAUUUUGCUUGGUUUUUUUGUUGCUCAUUGCUUAUUAAAUUGCUGGGUUUUUGAGCUUCUUCUGGUGGGAGCCUUUCUGGGGUUUAGUAUCUGCUUCUUGCUUUAUUUGUAAUUUGAGUUUUACUUGGUACUUGUGCUAAUGGGUUACCAAGUUUUGGGUUGCGGGGUAUCUUUGCAGUUUUUGGUGGUUGUUUUUGAAGAUGCUGUGCGUUUAGGAUUAUUUUGCACUUGAAACUUAGCUCCUUAGUGAGUCUUCUACUGAGUUGACCCUGCUUUGAGAUUUGGGGUUGGGGCAAGUUGCCAUUUUGACUCCUAGUUUUGGCAGUAAGGCUGGAAGAGAAAUUGUUUCAUCACAGACAGCAUUUCUGUCUCUUGAUGUUGUGUUGAAUUUUUGUUUAUCAGUGGGAUAAAGGAUAGAGAAUGAGUGGUGGCAGGAAGAGGAAGCUGCGUUUAAGCAAGAUCUACUCAUUUGCAUGCUGUAAGGCAUCCUUCGAGGGGGAUCAUUCACAGAUUGGAGGAAAAGGUUAUUCCAGGGUGGUGUUCUGCAAUGAGCCAGAUAGAUUUGAGGAUGGUGUUAGAAAUUACGCAGACAAUUCUGUCAGAUCUACAAAAUAUACUGUUGCUACUUUCUUUCCCAAAUCUUUGUUUGAACAGUUUAGGAGGGUGGCAAACUUCUAUUUUUUGGUCACUGGCACCUUGGCCUUCACAAAACUUGCUCCAUAUACUGCUGUUAGUGCUAUUCUUCCACUGAUUAUUGUUAUUGGGGCAACUAUGGUGAAAGAAGGCAUUGAAGACUGGCGCCGGAAAAAGCAGGAUAUAUUGGUGAACAAUAGAAGAGUUAAAGUGCAUAAAAUUGAUGGUAUUUUUGAAUAUACUGCAUGGAAGAAUCUGAGGGUGGGGGAUAUAGUAAAGGUAGAGAAGGAUGAGUUCUUCCCAGCUGAUCUCCUAUUGCUUUCAUCCAGUUAUGAUGAUGCAGUUUGCUAUGUUGAGACCAUGAAUUUGGAUGGGGAGACAAAUUUAAAGAUUAAACAAGGGUUAGAAGUAACUUCUUCUUUACAGGGGGAUCUCAACUUCCAAAAAUUUAACGCUACAGUCAAAUGUGAAGACCCCAACGCAAAUUUGUACUCUUUCGUUGGGAGCAUGGAGUUUGAAGAGCAAAAAUAUGCCCUUUCUCCACAGCAACUUCUUCUCCGAGACUCUAAACUUCGCAAUACAGACUACAUUUUUGGAGCUGUCAUUUUCACUGGUCAUGACACCAAGGUUAUUCAAAAUUCUACUGAUCCACCUUCAAAAAGAAGCAGAAUUGAGAAGAAGAUGGACAGAGUCAUCUAUUUCUUGUUUUGUAUUCUAUUUCUAAUGGCAUUCGUGGGAUCUAUUUUCUUUGGAUUUAUAACUAAAAAUGACCUUCAAAAUGGGUCGAUGAAAAGAUGGUAUUUAAGACCAGAUGAUUCUACUAUAUUCUUUGAUCCGAAAAGAUCAGCUGCUGCUGUUUUAUUUCAUUGUUUGACAGCCUUAAUGUUAUAUGGGUUCUUUAUUCCCAUCUCUUUGUACGUGUCAAUAGAAAUUGUCAAAGUCCUUCAGAGCAUUUUCAUCAAUCAAGAUAUCCAUAUGUACUACAAGGAAGCAGACAAACCAGCCCGAGCUCGUACUUCAAACUUGAAUGAGGAGCUUGGCCAAGUUGAUACAAUACUUUCUGAUAAAACUGGAACUCUGACCUGCAACUCAAUGGAGUUCAUCAAAUGUUCUAUUGCAGGGGUAGCUUAUGGCCGUGGUACUACAGAGGUUGAGAAGGCCAUGGAUAGAAGAAAAGGUUCACUAUCAAUUCAUGGGCAUGAUAUUGAAUUAGAAGAAGAUGACAUUAGGGGUUCUCUAGAUAAAAAGCCACUCAUUAAAGGUUUUAAUUUUGCUGACGAAAGAAUCAUAAAUGGAAAUUGGGUUAAUGAACCUCAUGCAGAUGUUAUCCAGAAGUUUUUUCGCCUAUUGGCUGUCUGUCAUACAGCCAUACCAGAAGUGGAUGAAGACACAGGAAAUGUCUCAUAUGAGGCUGAAUCCCCGGAUGAAGCAGCAUUUGUGAUUGCAGCAAGAGAACUUGGUUUUGAAUUCUACAAAAGGGGUCAGACUAGUUUAUCAACACAUGAGUUGGAUCCUGUUUCGGGCAAGAAAGUUGAAAGGAAAUACAAACUUCUCAAUGUUUUAGAAUUCAAUAGCUCAAGGAAGCGAAUGUCAGUGAUAGUGGAAGAUGAAGAAGGGAAAAUUUUUCUUCUCUGCAAAGGUGCAGACAGCAUCAUGUUUGAAAGGCUUGCCAAGAAUGGGAGGCAGUUUGAAGAGAAAACCAUGGAGCACGUGCAUGAGUAUGCUGAUGCAGGUCUGAGAACCCUUAUACUGGCCUAUCGUGAACUUGAUGCAGAAGAAUACAAGGAGUUUGAUAAUAAAUUCUCUAAGGCCAAGAACAUAGUUAGUGCUGAUCAGGAAAUACUGAUUGAGGAAGUAUCAGAUAAGAUUGAGAAGAACCUAAUCCUUCUUGGUGCCACUGCUGUAGAGGACAAGCUGCAAGAUGGGGUUCCUGAUUGCAUCGACAAGCUUGCCCAAGCAGGAAUUAAAAUUUGGGUUUUGACGGGGGAUAAAAUGGAGACUGCAAUCAAUAUUGGUUUUGCUUGUAGUUUGCUUAGACAAGGAAUGAAGCAGAUUAUAAUUCAUUUGGAUACUCCAGAAAUUCAAGCACUAGAGAAGGAUGGGGACAAGAUGGCUAUUGCCAAAGCAUCAAGACAAAGUGUCCUCCUUCAGAUAUCUGAAGGCGCUGCACAACUCACUGCGUACAGGGGGAGCUCUCAACAGGCAUUUUCUCUGAUUAUUGAUGGAAAAUCACUUGUUUAUGCAUUAGAAGAUAAUAUGAAGAACAUGUUUCUGGAGCUAGCAAUUCGUUGUGCAUCUGUUAUUUGCUGUCGCUCAUCGCCAAAGCAGAAGGCACUGGUCACUAGAUUGGUCAAAUCUGGAACUGGGAAAACAAUUUUAGCUAUUGGUGACGGAGCUAAUGAUGUGGGAAUGCUUCAAGAAGCAGAUAUAGGGAUUGGUAUAAGUGGUGUUGAAGGAAUGCAGGCAGUUAUGUCCAGUGAUAUUGCAAUUGCACAAUUCCGGUAUUUGGAACGAUUACUUCUGGUGCAUGGACAUUGGUGUUACAGGAGGAUCUCUUCUAUGAUAUGCUAUUUUUUCUACAAGAAUAUCACAUUUGGUUUUACUCUAUUCUUAUACGAGGUGUAUGCAUCAUUCUCUGGACAACCUGCUUACAAUGACUGGUUUUUGUCUCUCUAUAAUGUCUUCUUUUCAUCAUUUCCUGUGAUUGCACUUGGGGUGUUUGACCAGGAUGUAUCAUCUCGGUACUGCUUGAAGGUCAAUUUCUUCUUUCCAUCUUGUAUGCAGGUCAUCUUUAUUGUAACGGUUUCCUUUGUUAUAUCAAGAAGGAGUACAGAAUGUCCUUUUCAGCUGGCGUCGAAUACUCAGCUGGAUGCUUAACGGACUUAUCAGUGCCUUAAUAAUUUUCUUCUUCUGCACAAAAUCUAUAGAGCUCCAGGCCUUUGAUGUGGAGGGGAGAACCGCUGGAAAGGAUAUACUGGGAGCAACAAUGUAUACCUGUGUAGUUUGGGUUGUAAACU